AUGGAUGUGUUUUUGAUGAUUCGCCGCAAGAAAUUGACCAUCUUCACAGAUGCAAAAGAGAGUACCUUGAUGGGCGAGGUGAAGAAAAUCAUUGAAGGCAUCCUCAAAGUGCCCCCAGAGAACCAGAGACUGUUCAAAGACAAUACACCAAUGGCAGAUGAGCACAAGUCAUUGUCAGACUAUGGGUACACCAGCGCUGUCGCCAGGGCUCAGUCUCCAGCCACAAUCGGCCUGAUUUUCAAAACAGAAGAAGGAGAGUGGGAACCUCUAGACAUCCAGCCGUUGUCCAGUCCUCCAGAACUACCAGAUGUCAUGAAACCUCAAGAUACCAGCCAGACUCACCAACCAGAGCCUAAUGCCGUAUAG
This is a messenger RNA of Candidula unifasciata, 366 nucleotides long. Lineage: Eukaryota; Metazoa; Mollusca; Gastropoda; Stylommatophora; Geomitridae. The record is from the annotation of a GenBank genome assembly.